AUGUUUUCCAAUAGAAUGGCUCUUCGUCUGCCCUCAAAAAUAUCUUGCUCCGCUCAAUACCGCCUCAUAUCUACUCGCCGACUCCGAACCAUUAGUGUAUCUACAGCCGUUGCAAAGAGGACAUUCACUACUCCCCUAAAGGCCUGCAGCUCCCUAUACAGUCAAUCGACAUACAAUCCCCGGCCAUUCUCAAAUUCAUCCCAGCCAUCUCAACGGAGUUUCUCAGGAGAUGCGCAACCGCUCUCUCUAAAAGAAUAUAAAUUCGAAGAUAUACAAUCUUCCCUACCACAAGAAGACCCAACCUCCCCGUCGUCAAAACCAAACAUAAUCCUAAUCGACGUCCGCGAACCACCAGAGCUCGAAGCAACAGGCAUAAUCCCAACCGCUCUAUCUAUACCCAUCGGGUCCCAGACAGACGCCAUGUUCCUAACCCCAGACGAGUUUCUGACUCGCUUUGGUUUUCCGAAGCCAGGGACUGAGGGCGGUGACAAUAACACCAAGGCUAAGAUGGUGUUUUAUUGCAAGGCCGGUAUCAGGGCUCGCACUGCGGGUGAAUUGGCUGUUAGGGCGGGGUAUGAUGCCGAUAGAAUUGGAGUAUAUGACGGAAGCAUCUUGGAUUGGGAGAGGAAUGGUGGUAAAACUGAGAGAUGGGAUGGACCUGAGAUGUGA
Messenger RNA from Microsporum canis CBS 113480, 669 nucleotides. Its product is annotated as rhodanese domain-containing protein. The transcript has 2 exons. The coding region runs from base 1 to 669 and encodes 222 amino acids. Gene Ontology annotation, cellular component: mitochondrion. NCBI's taxonomy places the organism in Eukaryota, Fungi, Ascomycota, Eurotiomycetes, Onygenales, Arthrodermataceae. Gene Ontology annotation, molecular function: thiosulfate-cyanide sulfurtransferase activity. The record is from RefSeq and is a predicted model, not a curated record.